GCUAUCGGUCAACUUAUUUUGCUUAAACCUUGGCCCACGGGCCACAACGGCCCAAGUUUUGUCUCUACUAGCUUACUCAAAUACUCGCCUGUCACCUCACCACCUUCUCCCUGGCUUCUUGCCUUCUUGGUGCGCAAGUUUAACCAAGCGGUGCCUUCGUCUUUGUUGAACAGAAAACUAGAAAACUUUCUGCAUUUCCUCUGUGUAACGAUCGAAGAGCUUAACUAUGAGUCGUGGAAGUGGAGGUGGUUAUGAUCGCCAUAUAACGAUCUUCUCCCCCGAAGGUCGUCUCUUUCAAGUCGAGUACGCUUUCAAGGCCGUUAAGGCUUCUGGGAUCACCUCGAUUGGUGUCCGUGGAAAGGAUUCCGUAUGCGUUGUCACACAGAAGAAGGUCCCGGACAAGCUUUUGGACCAAACUAGUGUUACACAUCUUUUUCCCAUUACCAAAUAUCUUGGACUAUUAGCCACCGGAAUGACAGCUGAUGCAAGGACUUUAGUUCAACAAGCAAGAAAUGAAGCAGCAGAAUUUCGUUUUAGAUAUGGAUACGAGAUGCCUGUGGAUGUGUUGGCCAAGUGGAUUGCAGACAAAUCACAAAUUUAUACACAACAUGCCUAUAUGAGACCUUUUGGAGUAGCUGCUAUGAUUUUGGGUAUUGAUGAAGAAAAUGGGCCUCAACUCUUCAAAUGUGAUCCAGCUGGCCACUUUUUUGGUCAUAAGGCUACAAGUGUCGGCUUAAAAGAACAAGAGGCAAUUAACUUUUUGGAGAAAAAAAUGAAGAAUGAUCCUGCAUUCUCCUAUGAGGAAACAGUACAGACUGCAAUUUCUGCUCUGCAGUCAGUUCUACAAGAGGAUUUCAAGGCCACUGAAAUUGAGGUGGGAGUCGUGAGAAAAGAAAAUCCUGUAUUCAGAGUGUUGCCCACUGAGGAGAUUGAUGAGCACUUGACAGCCAUAAGCGAGCGUGACUGAGUUCGAAGAAGGAAUCAGAGCUGCCUAGCAUAAGAUCAUCUAGGUCGAUUAAAUACAGAACCAUACUGGGCUUAAACUUGUAUGGUCUUAGCUUGCCUGAGCAUGAUAUGAAUGAACCGGUUUUGGUUUUUGGUCUUAAACUAUGUAAACUUGUUCAUUUGAAGCUCCAUUGUUUUAACUUUUAGCUUAACGGUAUUUCUCUUUUUAUAUAUUAAAUUGGAAUCUACUAGUGCAGUUGUUCUGGCCUC
This is a messenger RNA of Nelumbo nucifera (sacred lotus), 1215 nucleotides long. Its product is annotated as proteasome subunit alpha type-6-like. The record is from RefSeq and is a predicted model, not a curated record. NCBI's taxonomy places the organism in Eukaryota, Viridiplantae, Streptophyta, Magnoliopsida, Proteales, Nelumbonaceae. Gene Ontology annotation, cellular component: proteasome core complex, alpha-subunit complex; proteasome core complex. Gene Ontology annotation, biological process: ubiquitin-dependent protein catabolic process.